Molecule: messenger RNA, 1471 nt
Organism: Nelumbo nucifera (sacred lotus)
Lineage: Eukaryota; Viridiplantae; Streptophyta; Magnoliopsida; Proteales; Nelumbonaceae
Product: F-box protein PP2-A13-like
Molecular function (GO): protein binding
Source: RefSeq, a predicted model, not a curated record
UUUGUAGUAGGAAAACAACAAAUCUCGAUAAUGGGGCUCGCCGGGGUACGCGUCCGUAUACAAGAAGCAAAUGAAAUGGACACACUCCAUUCUCUCUUCUCCUUCCUCCCUCCCUCCUAUUUCCCUUCCUCAAACCUCUCCUUUCUCUGCAAUUCUUCUACACCAAGUUAGGGCUCAGGGCUAGGGUUUGUUAGCCAUUCAUUCUCGCUACGGAUAGUUCGUUUCUUCGUCUCAUGGGGGCUGGUGUCUCUGUUUUUCUGUCGGAUAAUGAUGGCCGGGAUUCUCAUGUGAAGACUGGUCUCGACGAUAUACCUGAAAGCUGCGUUGCUUCCAUUCUUUUGUAUUUGGAUCCUCCCCAGAUUUGUAAGUUGGCGCGCUUAAAUCGGGCUUUUCGUGGUGCUGCUUCUGCUGAUUUUGUUUGGGACUCCAAGUUGCCUUCUAAUUAUCGUUACCUCAUUGAGAAAGUGUGUGGCCAAGUUCCGGUGAACUUGAGUAAGAAAGAGAUCUAUGCCAGAUUAUGUCAGCCCAACCCCUUCGAUGGAGGCACCAGGGAACUGUGGCUGGAUAUGAGCACAGGUAGAAUUUGCCUGUCGAUUUCUUCCAAGGCCUUGUCGAUAACAGGGAUAGAUGAUCGGAGAUAUUGGAAACGAAUACCAACCGAGGAAUCUAGAUUCCGGUCAGUUGCAUAUCUUCAGCAAAUCUGGUGGUUUGAAGUAGACGGACAGGUAGAGUUCCAGUUUCCAGCGGGGACCUACAGUCUAUUCUUCAGGCUUCAGCUGGGUAGAGCAUCAAAGAGAUUCGGUCGUCGAGUAUGUAAUCCUGAGCAUGUCCAUGGUUGGGACAUAAAGCCAGUACGUUUCCAGCUAUCGACCUCAGAUGGUCAGCAUGCUCUGUCCCAAUGUUAUUUGGGGGAACCAGGGAACUGGGGUCACUGCUACGUGGGAGAUUUCGUCGUCGAGAAUCCCAAUGCGCCCACGAAGGUUAAGUUCUCGAUGACCCAGAUCGAUUGCACACACACCAAAGGAGGUCUCUGUGUAGACUCUGUGUUAAUAUGCCCGAGUGAGGUUAGAGCGAGGUUAAAGCGUUUUUAAGUUGCUGUUAACCUUGUUUAGGUAGCCAAGUGUAGAGCGUAUAGAGUUGGAGCAGGCAGCCCAUUAAGAAAAGGGAAUCAAUAGAUGUUUGGUUUCUUCGGGGGGGCGAUCUGACUCUGAGCCACAAAGCAGCAUUUUGUAAGCAAAUCGUGGCACUGUGUAUAUUUUCUUCUUUAUCUGUUCAAUUGUUUGUUGAAAUUUUGGUUUUUCUUUACCGGCAGAGGGCAGAGGUGCACCGGCACCGGAGUCUCUUCUCUGCUUAUGAGUACUAUUUUCCAUCGCUGUCAAAUGUUAUGAUGGUUUAGAAAUUUUGGGAAACAGAUGCUGGUUGAUAUUUCUAAUGUAAAGGGGGAUUAUUCCUGUUGGUUCCUUGUUCUAUC